Molecule: messenger RNA, 2251 nt
Organism: Heteronotia binoei (common prickly gecko)
Lineage: Eukaryota; Metazoa; Chordata; Lepidosauria; Squamata; Gekkonidae
Product: 5'-3' exonuclease PLD3-like
Exons: 13
Coding region: 135-2207 (690 amino acids)
Molecular function (GO): catalytic activity
Source: RefSeq, a predicted model, not a curated record
UGCGUGGUUGGAGCGGAGCCGGAAAGUUUCAGUGGGACUUUGGAACAGCCCUUUUUGGGGAGGGAGCGGGAGCGAGAGCGUGCCGCCGGUGGGCAUCUCCGGAGGGGGGGCCCUUUCGCUUAUCCUGACGCAAGAUGAGGAAGAGAGAGCCUGCGAGGGGGGACACCCCUCUGAGAAGAUCCACCCGCCUGCAGCAAGAGAAAACUUGGGAGCAGCCGCAGGUUUCAAAGGAGCCCCAACACUCAAAGGAAAGGAGCAUCACUGACAUUCUUCAGCCCCGUGAGAGUAUCAGAGCUCACAGACAAGUUAUCCCAACUAAGGAACCGUCACCUCCUCCUCCCUCCCAUGGUCCUCUGUUGCUAUCAGAGCCAGAAGCUCCAAAAGACAGCAAACAAGCCGUCUCGGAAAAAGACAAUCUAUUGCCUCCUGUUGUCAGGCUGAGAAGACUGGACAUCCCGCAGGAAGAGGAGUCUUCCCCACACCAAAACAAGCCCAAAGAGCCACGGGACCCGGACGUCGAGUGGGAAGUGGUGAAAGACCAGCAAGCCCGGCUGCGGGUGCUGGAGACCAGACCCCGGAGCACAGAGGAGAGGGCGACGGUGGAACAGGGGGCACCCAGCCAGCAAGGCAUGGUGGCAAACAGGACUCUUAGGCAGCAAGCCAGGGUGGGGCUUGCCCCUCGGUGGUGGGGCCCGGCGUCACAAAUCCAGGCCAGGAAGGAGUCUGACCCUCACAAGCUGCCAAGGACAACUUUGCCACCCCAAGCACGCAGCGAAAAAUGGACCAAGCGACUCUUUUCUCUGCCCAGUCUCUGCCUCCUCCUCUUCCUGCUCGUCCUGGGCUUCGCUUGCUGGUUCAUAUGGAGAUACGGAAGCCCCGUCUCUUUCCUGGGGUUGGCAGCAUAUGGGCAGUGGGGACUGAGCAGCAUGCCGAGGCUGUGGAGCGGGACGGAGGAAUGCACCACUCAGUGCAGCCUAGUGCUGGUGGAGAGCAUCCCGGGCAGCUUGACAUACCGACCAGAAGACCCUCGCCAUUUGAGUAUCUACCAGGCCUGGAUGGACCUUCUGAAUGGGGCCAACAGCAGUGUGGAUAUUGCGGCUUUCUACUUCACUCUCCGAGACUCGGAUAUUAAGGUGGAGGAUCCCUCUUCCCAGCAGGGCAGAGACGUGUUUGACUCCCUGCUGGGCCUGCCUUCUCGGGGGGUGAAGCUCAGCAUCGCUGUGAAUAGCCCUCAGAUGUCAGAGGACGACACGGAGGAGUUGGCCCGCCAAGGUGCUGACAUACAGUAUGUGAAUAUGAAGGACUUAACCGGGGGGAUCGUGCACACCAAGUUUUGGGUAGUAGAUCAGAAGCACGUCUACAUAGGCAGCGCCAACAUGGACUGGCGCUCCCUCACUCAGGUCAAGGAGCUGGGUGCUGUCCUGUACAACUGCAGCUGUCUGGCUCAGGAUCUGGGCCGGAUCUUUGCCAUGUACCACAUGCUGGGAGGAGAAGGGGUUUCCAUCCCAGCCACAUGGCCGGCCAGCCUUGCGGCAGAGUCCAGCCUGGAUCAGCCCCUGAAGCUGCAGCUCAACGGCGCCGGUGCAGAACUCUACCUCUCUAGCUCCCCACCGGCCCUGUGUUCAGCAGGCCGCACCUCUGAUCUCACAGCUAUUGUGCGGACGAUCGAGGAUGCCCAGGCCUUCGUCUACAUUGCUGUGAUGGACUAUGAGCCCCAGUGCACAUUCUGCAGUCCCAGGAGGUUCUGGCCCAUUAUCGACGAUGCCCUGCGUGCUGCAGCCUGUGACAGAAGAGUGAAUGUGCGCCUCCUCAUCAGUUGCUGGCCACACUCGCACCCUGCCAUGUUCGUCUUCCUGGAGUCUCUCAGCAUCCUCAGCCAGAAGCCACUGGGCUGCCCCAUUGAGGUGAAUCUUUUUGUGGUUCCUGGAGGGGGAGAGCGCCCACCCAUCCCGUACUCACAUGUCAAUCACAACAAGUAUAUGGUGACCGACCGCCUGGCCUACAUUGGUACCUCCAACUGGUCUGAAGAUUAUUUUACCAAAACCGCAGGGGUGGGGCUGAUCAUCAACCAGAGCUACCAUGACAGUAUUACGGCAGGCCAGGAAUUCACCCUGCGCCACCAACUGGAGCAAGUCUUUCUCCGGGACUGGGAUUCUUCCAAUGUUCUGCCACUCAGCAGUCACAGAAGUUGCACUAAGAAGAAUUAGGACAGCAGGUGGCGCCGCCCUGAACACCCUGCGGCGGAGAAGGC